ACUGAUGCACUGUACAUUCGGCCGGCUGGCACUGCUGUUAGCCAGCACCUUAAAACACUCCCUUCGCAGGGCUGCUUCCUGCUCUGCUCUCUUUGACUGUUGAUUAUUUUAUUGGUUUUGGUCAAACAACUUCCUCCCACCACCUCCGCUCUUUAAUAUUCAUCUCUGCCCCGACCCUAGCUUGGAUUAACUGGAUUUUGCUUAAGCUGUUUCAUCUUAUUACUCUAUACGUUUAAAGGGAUGGGUUCCUCCCACUCUAUGCCAGAAGAGAUUCAAGAACUCGCUGACAAGACUGGCUUCACUUUGGAACAAAUUGAGCAUCUUCACCGGAGAUUCAAGCAGAUAAGUGGGGACCAGCCAACCCUCCGCAAGGAGAGUUUUGACAGGAUCCCCGACCUGGAGUUCAAUCCAAUUAGGUCAAAAAUUGUCCGGGCCUUUUUCGACAAGAGGAACCUACGGCAGGCGCCGGAUGGGUUAGCUGAUGAGAUCAACUUUGAGGACUUCCUGACCAUCAUGUCCUACUUCAGGCCCAUUGAGAUGAACAUGGACGAAGAGCAGCUGGAUCACUUCCGGAAAGAGAAACUAAAAUUUCUCUUUCACAUGUACGAUUCGGACAACGAUGGCAAGAUCACCCUGCAGGAAUACAGAAAAGUGGUGGAGGAGCUGCUGUCUAGGAACCCCCAUCUGGAGAAGGAGUCGGCGAGGUCAAUUGCGGAUGGUGCCAUGAUGGAGGCUGCCAGCAUCUGUGUGGGACAAAUGGAGCCAGACCAGGUGUACGAGGGAAUCACGUUUGAAGAUUUUCUUAAGCUGUGGCAGGGGAUUGACAUCGACACCAAGAUGCACGUCCGCUUUCUAAACAUGGAGACUAUUGCACAUUGCCACUGACCUCUGCCAGUCCACAGAGCCACUGACCUGCAGGGCGAGGGGAGUGGAGCCUUGGGCAGAGGAGCCAGGCCAGUGACCUCCAAUGGCAGGUCCAUGCUUUGGGUAUCAGAUGUCUGUCAUUUUGCUACUGGUGUGUGUGAUUAAAUCUUAUGAGGUCCCUGUGUUCCCACAGGGGCUGCAUUGUAGAAAUGUCUGGGGAUUAAAUGCCGACUCCUUUGUAUAAUAAAAGAGUUUUGUUUUUUA
Malaclemys terrapin pileata is the source of this 1128-nucleotide messenger RNA. It is a transcript of the gene TESC, whose product is annotated as tescalcin. The record is from RefSeq and is a predicted model, not a curated record. Bases 241 to 885 code for a protein of 214 amino acids. The transcript has 8 exons. Gene Ontology annotation, molecular function: calcium ion binding. NCBI's taxonomy places the organism in Eukaryota, Metazoa, Chordata, Testudines, Emydidae.